Molecule: messenger RNA, 660 nt
Organism: Limanda limanda (common dab)
Lineage: Eukaryota; Metazoa; Chordata; Actinopteri; Pleuronectiformes; Pleuronectidae
Exons: 3
Coding region: 1-660 (219 amino acids)
Biological process (GO): negative regulation of BMP signaling pathway
Cellular component (GO): AMPA glutamate receptor complex
Molecular function (GO): protein binding
Source: RefSeq, a predicted model, not a curated record
AUGGUGCUGGUUUCCAGUGAGGGUCUCUCCCUGGUGCUGGUGGCUCUGGUGCUGUGCGCGCAGGCCGGGUUCGGGUUCUCCGUGGCCGGGCAGCAGGACAGCACCUGCGAGGCCAACGGGAGCCUGUACUACGUGGGUGAGUGGUUCUUCCUGGACUCGGACCACUGCACCCAGUGCGAGUGCACCGCCGAGGGGUCUGCGUGCGCCCGCACCGAGUGCACCACCCUGCCGGCGGCGUGCAUCCACGUCAGCCACUACCCCACCGACUGUUGCCCCCGGUGCGAGAAGAUCGGCUGCGAGUACCGAGCUGUGGUGUACGAGCUGGGGCAGACCUUCCAGCCGUCAGAAUGUGAGCAGUGCACUUGUGACAGUGAUGGCAUCGCCCGCUGUCUGGUUGCAGACUGUGCCCCCCCGCCGUGCAUCAACCCCGUCUACGAGCCUGGGAAAUGCUGCCCUGAAUGCAAGGACGGUCCCAACUGCUACACUGACGCCUCCCGCGCUCAGGUGAUUCCUGCAGGAGAGCCCGUGUGGGUCGACUCCUGCACCAAGUGCCGCUGCCAUGACGGCCAGGACGCCGGCUACUGGGAGGGAAACCGUCUCGCCACCUGUUCUCGCCUCAAGAACUGCACACCUGAACAACCGUCUGCCCAGCACAACUGA